AUGUAUUACAUUCUCUACCUUGCAAGCCUCUGCAAGCGCAGACGUUGGUCUGAGCCUCGCUAUGAUGCAUUCCGAAGCUCCACGGGUUACAACUGUGUGGUUCGCGUCAACAACCGCGAGUACAAGGCGGAUUCGAUCUGUGAAUCCGAGGUUAUGGCUCGAGAGAACGCCGCGAUGCGCGCGUACCUGAUUUGUCGCAAUUUUUCCGUCAACGAUGGAAUGUACCCGGCUGGCCAUGACCACGGUGGAGUUAUGCAGGGCGUUCCGGUUGCUAUUGGCACUGGUCGCAGGUCCCUUCGUUACGCUGAUGAGAGCGAUGCGACCUCCAGUGGAGGCAGCCGAAGUGGAGGCAGCAGCCCUGAGAGCCACGAAGGAGGUCGAUUGGCCCACGGGCGCCGUCAGGGGGUCCCGACACGAGCAUUGGCUUACCAAUACUAG
This is a messenger RNA of Talaromyces proteolyticus, 438 nucleotides long. RefSeq lists its product as uncharacterized. The record is from RefSeq and is a predicted model, not a curated record. Lineage: Eukaryota; Fungi; Ascomycota; Eurotiomycetes; Eurotiales; Trichocomaceae. The coding region runs from base 1 to 438 and encodes 145 amino acids. The transcript is spliced from 2 exons.